This is a messenger RNA of Truncatella angustata, 390 nucleotides long. RefSeq lists its product as uncharacterized. The record is from RefSeq and is a predicted model, not a curated record. Lineage: Eukaryota; Fungi; Ascomycota; Sordariomycetes; Amphisphaeriales; Sporocadaceae. The coding region runs from base 61 to 243 and encodes 60 amino acids. The transcript is spliced from 2 exons.
CCCAAGUACAAAGCACCACAUAAGGUCACUCCACAGCAUCUUCGCGUAGGACUUCGUUCGAUGGAUAUACACAACCAAAAGCACUGCGAAGAUGAAUACGACGCGCUCACAACAGACCAAUUCGAGUUCCCCAUUCGGAGCACACAGGGCUUCUUGACUGUGACGAUAAGCAGGCAUAUCACCGAAGGGAAACUGCAGGAACUAUGGCGCUUCCAUGUUCUGCAAAUUUAUCACUUGACAUAAAUUACAUGAAUAGAUCCAUACCGUCACGUAAACUGCAAAUGAACCAAAUAUACAGUGAUAAAUGAUAAACGAUAGUUCUUUUUGGCUGCUCAAGUUAGGCUGAGUUGUCGUUGACACGCUUGCGUUCGCGCUAAGAAAACGAGCUUG